Choloepus didactylus (southern two-toed sloth) is the source of this 771-nucleotide messenger RNA. Its product is annotated as IQ domain-containing protein F5-like. Gene Ontology annotation, molecular function: calmodulin binding. The record is from RefSeq and is a predicted model, not a curated record. Lineage: Eukaryota; Metazoa; Chordata; Mammalia; Pilosa; Megalonychidae. Bases 85 to 516 code for a protein of 143 amino acids. The transcript has a single exon.
UGUUAGACCAUCAUGUCUCCUUCCUAGUGGGUGAUGAACAUUUCCUGAGUGUCCCUUCUUUUUCCUUGCCAUCACCCCAAACCAAUGAAGCGCACUGACAAAGAUGAGGCAGCCACAAAGAUCCAGGCCUGGUGGCGCGGGACCCUGGUGCGCCGGACGCUGCUGCACGCCGCCCUCAGGGCCUGGAUCAUCCAGAGCUGGUGGAGGCAGACGCUGGCGAGGCUGCUGGAGAGGAGGCGGCGGGCGGCGCUGGAUUACUAUGCACGGCAAGAGUGGGCAGUCGUCCGGCUGCAGGCCUGGGUCCGUAUGUGGCGCAUCCGCCGGUGUUAUUGCCGCCUGGUCAGUGCCGCCCGCAUCAUCCAGACCUAUUGGCGUUGGCAUAAUUGUCACACCCGUGGUUUUCUCCAGGGCAGCUACGAACUCACAGCAACCCAGCUGGAACUUGAACUUGAAAUCUUUCUGGGCUCACAGAUUUGUCGGAUUACAGGCUGCAUCCCCUUCCCAAUAAAGAACUGACCCGGUCUGCACCAACUCUGUGUCACCAGAUCUCUGUCUCACAAGCUCCAGGAGGUCCUGGCCUCAGUGAUGGGUCAGGGAAGAUGAUCGCAGACACUCGCAAUCCAUAGGACUCACAAAAUGCUCUGAGAUUCAGCAGGUGUGUGUGUGGGCUCUCAAGUGGAGGAGAUACUGUGACCCUUUCCUGGAGGAACACAACCUGGGAUUGACUAGCAAUGUCUGCCUGGGGCAGGAGAGUUGGGGGUGCAAGUUCAG